AUGCCAUUCGGUGAGUUGAAUUUCGUGCCGCCUGGAGUGGGUUGUCUUCAGAAAAUGGCUCAUAAGUAUAUUCCUUUUACGAUUCGUCAAUCUAUCAAACUCGGAAGCGGAAUUUCGACCGAACUCCAAACACCUGACGGGCAAGAAAUCGAGGCUAUGCAAAUUUUCGGGAAACGACACCCAGAUAUUCUUCGAAUGUACGGAUCGCCGGAGGAACUGUGGGAGAAUUUGAAGGAAUACAUCGAUUUUCCAGGAAAUCAUCAAUAUUUUGGAAUCGAUGCAAGUGUCCCGUAUAAUAACCAGUUUUAUCUCAACCGAGAUAUGGAAUCCGACAAGUUCUUCCUCUUGAAAAACGAAAUUUUCCUGUUCAUUCAAACUACGCUGAUCAAGAAUAUGCCUGCUCUUAGAAAUAGAGUGACGCUGAUUAUGCUCACAUAUUUCCUCAAAUCUCAAGAGAAGAAGCUUGGAACCUACUGUGAAUUUGUCGAAUACUUCGAAAGAGAUAUUAUCAAACUCAAUGAAGAACUUGACGAACUUAUAGAAGACUGCACGAUGAGCAUUGAUGACCUCGAACUCGGAGUGGCAUCAGACAUCCGAUUCGACUCGCAGAUUCCGGUUUUUAAGAGAUUGGGAAGUAUUCUGCCAGUUCCGAGAACUGGAAGAGAAAUGCUCCCGUUGAUGGGAGUACUCAAUGAGUAUUUUACCAAACAUCCCCGUUCAGUGGUAGCUCGCGACUUGAGUAUGUUGGAACAGCUUUGCAGAAUGAUGAUUCCCGGACUUCAAAAGAUUAUGUCUAAGCGACCAAAAUGGUUUUUACCGGAUCAAAUCAAAAGAGCAAGACCAACAUUUCGAGUUUUCGAUGACGGAGAACAAGUAUUCGUCAUAGUACAUGAACUUGAGAAAGCCAUGGAAUACAAGGUGGAGGUCGCAAAUCCUUCAUUAAUGAAAAAUUGUGUCGAGACCAUGGACUUUGCUGAUGUCGACAUGAUUAUGGCGAGCACGGGAAGAUUGCUGAAUAAUUUUUAUUGUGUUAAAUCAUCCAUCCGACGCACGAAGCACACCGCCGUACCGGUCCGCUUGUCGAACGGAAAGUUUUGCAAACUUUCAUCCGAUGUGCUCUUGGAGCAUCUCAGAGACAUGUUUUUUGGCUCGCUGGCGUUUCAGUCACCAAACAAAGAAACCAUGCCAUUCUUGGAUAAUUAUAUGGAUUCUCUCGUUAAGAUUUUCAAGCCAUAUGCUCAAGGCAUCUACUUCCUCGAAGAAUCAGUGAUUGACAGUGUAGAUUCGACAUUUUCAACAGCUUUCGCAAAACCGGAAACCACAAAAACGAUCCGAGACGUUGCUCCAAAAGGGUUCACAAAUGAAGACGUUCGCGCCGAGAUCGAAUACCUAGGCUUGCUGGGAUUCCGGAACAUCCGCAACUACGCAGAAAUUGCUUACAAAAAGGUGGUCGCCGAGAAGAUGAAAAGAACUCUUAGAACCUGUGAUAUGUACGAUGCAGUAGAGAUCUGUCUGAUGCUUGCAGUGUUCAAUGGAUAUCCUAAGCUAGCUGCAUUCCUUCACACCCAAAAGGCGUGCCACCGAAUUCACGGACUUGAAUGUAAGAAGUGUGAGGACGAGAAGAAGCACCCGUCGAGGUACAACUGGUUGUGUGAUGAAGUGAAGAUGAAUAUGAAAACGACUCGUACGAGGAACAAAAAGUUCCACGCACAUCUGCAAACAGGGCGGCUAAGAAUAAAAGGAAGAGGGAGAACAAGAAAUUGAGAAUGGCACAGGAAAAAGCUGAACUUGAGAAAGAUAAUGUGAAGGUCCCAGAUCCAUCUUCAGCAUCGUCUCCAAUGGUUGAAAAACCUCUUCACCAAACUCUUCUAGGCUUGUUCGCAGCCCAAGAGCGUCUGAAAAAUGAGAAGCCGUUGGAAAAAGCUGGAACUAUGGCUAACAAGUUGAUUGCAAUGAGCACUGAUCCUGCUGUGAAGAGCUCUGCGGAGUAUGAGCUGGAAAAGAUUACCGCUAAGUUCAAGGUGUACAUCAAGAUGGUAGAUCGCCACUUGGCCAUGCUUCAGAAAAAUCCAAACAUUGCUCCGGAGACACUACCAAAACUCCCCGAGUUCCCAGUAUUCUCUGCAAAGUUUUUGGAAGAUUAUUAUACCGUUACUAGAGGCCAACAAACUGUAGUCCACGAUGCAAUUUGCGCAAUCUGUCACGAUGAAAUCAUGACAAACGACAAGUCUGCAAUCAAGUGUGAACGAUGCACGAAGAGCAUCCACGAGAAAUGUGCCGCGCCAUUGCUCCAGCAGAGCGUCAUGUGUCCCACUUGCAAGCAGAGAAUGCUUCUCUUCUCAGAGUACCCAAAAUAUUCCAGAAAGAAGUAA
This is a messenger RNA of Caenorhabditis elegans, 2372 nucleotides long. The record is from the annotation of a RefSeq genome assembly. NCBI's taxonomy places the organism in Eukaryota, Metazoa, Nematoda, Chromadorea, Rhabditida, Rhabditidae.